GAAAGCUUGCGCUCAACUUUCGUAGACCAGAGCGUGGACAAAGUCUUCCUGCCCGAGAAGUUGGUCCGUCUUCACGAGGAGAGUCGUCGUCCAGCAGUCUCCUCCUAGCCAAACAGAUUGGAUAAAUGUUCAAAAACCUUGACUUUGAAUGAGGAAUAUUCUAAAACUUGUGUUCCUUAAGGUAUCCCAUGCUUCGAGCGGCCGCGCACUGCGCAUGCCCGGGUGGGGGCGGAGCGGAGAGCAGGGGCGGAGCAGACAGUAGGGGCGGGGCGCGCCGAGCUCGCGGCGGGACAGAGCGCCAGGCGUCGUGGUGAGGAUGGCCACGCUGCGCAGACUGCGAGAGACGCCUCGGCACUUACUGGUCUGCGAGAAAUCCAACUUCGGCCACGACAAGUCGCGCCACCGGCAUCUUGUGGAGACGCACUAUCAUAACUACCGGGUUUCAUUUUUCAUUCCUGAAUGUGGGGUGCUACCGAAAGAACUGAAAAGCCUGGUCAUGGAAACUGGACCCUAUUACUUUGUGAAGAAUUUGCCUCUUCAUGAAUUAAUAACACAGGAGUUCAUCAACACCUUUGUAAAGAAAGGCUCGUGCUAUGCACUCACAUACAAUACCAAUAUUGAUGAGGAUAACACUGUUGCCCUGCUACCAAAUGGGAAGUUAAUUUUAUCUCUGGAUAAAGACACUUAUGAAGAAGCUGGACUUCAAGGUCGUCCAUCUCGGUAUUCUGGCAAAAAAGCCAUGAAGUUUAUUGUUUCCAUUGAUUUGAUGGAUUUAUCCUCUAACCCGGAUUCUAAGAAGUAUGAAAGAGUAUCUUGGUCCUUCAAAGAAAAGAAGCCAUUGAAAUUUGAUUUUCUUUUGGCGUGGCAUCGUACAGGUACAGAAGAAUCAACGAUGAUGUCAUACUUCUCCAAAUACCAGAUUCAGGAGCACUGGCCAAAAGUAGCCCUGAGUACAGUGAGAGAUGUGCAGUGCCCAGUGCUGCAGAGCAGUGAGCUCGGGGGACAGCCAGAGACAUCCUGCAGCGCCCCGGAGCUCUUCGACUGGCUGGGUGCUGUCUUCUGUAAUGCCGACUUAAAUAACGAGCCUAAUAAUUUCAUAUCAACCUAUUGCUGUCCUCAGCCGAGCACAGUGGUGGCCACAGCUUACUUGUGUACAAUCACUGGCUUCAUACUUCCGGAGAAGAUUGGUGUCCUCCUGGAACAACUGAGUCACUACUUUGAUGAACCAAAGUUGGCUCCGUGGGCUACCUUGUCAGUUCAAGGCUUUGCAGACAGCCCUGUUUCCUGGAGGGAGAAUGAACAUGGUUUUCACAGAGGAGGAGAACAUUUGUACAACUUCGUGAUUUUUAAUAACCAGGACUAUUGGCUUCAGAUGGCUGUUGGAGCACAUGAUGACUGUCCACCAUGAGAAUACAGAAUUGAAAAUCAUGUUUGUUUA
Molecule: messenger RNA, 1438 nt
Organism: Castor canadensis (American beaver)
Lineage: Eukaryota; Metazoa; Chordata; Mammalia; Rodentia; Castoridae
Source: RefSeq, a predicted model, not a curated record